Molecule: messenger RNA, 1663 nt
Organism: Dipodomys ordii (Ord's kangaroo rat)
Lineage: Eukaryota; Metazoa; Chordata; Mammalia; Rodentia; Heteromyidae
Gene: Alas1
Product: 5'-aminolevulinate synthase 1
Exons: 9
Coding region: 1-1506 (501 amino acids)
Biological process (GO): heme biosynthetic process; hemoglobin biosynthetic process; erythrocyte development
Cellular component (GO): mitochondrion
Molecular function (GO): pyridoxal phosphate binding; 5-aminolevulinate synthase activity
Source: RefSeq, a predicted model, not a curated record
AUGAUCAGAGAAGUUGAGCAAGCCUCCGUGAACACUGAUGUGGUCUCGGUGAAGAGUGAGGGAGAGGAUCCGAGUGGGCUGUUGAAGAACUUUCAAGAUCUGAUGCGAAAGCAAAGGCCAGAAAGAGUGUCUCACCUCCUCCAGGACAACUUGCCCAAGACCAUUUCCACUUUUCAGUAUGAUCGUUUCUUUGAGAAGAAAAUCGAUGAGAAGAAAAAUGACCACACCUAUCGGGUUUUUAAGACGGUGAACCGGAGGGCACACAUCUUCCCCAUGGCAGACGACUACUCGGAUUCCCUGAUUACCAAGAAGCAGGUGUCGGUGUGGUGCAGUAAUGAUUAUCUAGGCAUGAGUCGCCACCCACGGGUGUGUGGGGCAGUUGUGGAGACUUUGAAGCAACAUGGUGCUGGAGCAGGUGGCACUCGGAAUAUUUCUGGAACAAGUAAGUUCCACGUGGACCUGGAGCAGGAGCUGGCCGACCUCCAUGGCAAAGACGCGGCCCUCUUGUUCUCCUCCUGCUUCGUGGCCAAUGACUCUACCCUCUUCACCCUGGCCAAGAUGAUGCCAGGCUGCGAGAUUUACUCGGAUUCUGGGAACCAUGCCUCCAUGAUCCAAGGAAUCCGGAACAGCCGCGUGCCAAAGUACAUCUUCCGGCACAAUGACGUCAGCCAUCUCAAAGAACUGCUGCAGAGGUCCGACCCCUCGGUCCCCAAGAUCGUUGCGUUCGAGACUGUACACUCAAUGGAUGGUGCAGUGUGUCCCUUGGAAGAACUGUGCGAUGUGGCCCAUGAGUUUGGAGCGAUCACCUUUGUGGAUGAGGUCCAUGCGGUGGGGCUGUACGGAGCUCGAGGUGGAGGAAUCGGCGACCGGGAUGGAGUUAUGCCAAAAAUGGACAUCAUUUCCGGAACGCUUGGCAAAGCGUUCGGCUGCGUGGGGGGGUACAUCGCCAGCACCCGCUCUCUGAUCGACACGGUGCGCUCGUACGCGGCCGGAUUCAUCUUCACCACGUCGCUGCCACCCAUGUUGCUGGCUGGAGCCCUGGAGUCCGUGCGGGUCCUGAAGAGCGCCGAGGGCCGGACACUACGCCGCCAACACCAGCGCAAUGUCAAACUCAUGAGGCAGAUGCUGAUGGAUGCCGGCCUGCCGGUCAUCCACUGCCCCAGCCACAUCAUCCCCGUGCGGGUCGCCAACGCAGCUAAAAACACCCAAGUCUGUGAUGAGCUCAUGAGCAGGCAUAACAUCUACGUCCAAGCCAUCAACUACCCCACGGUGCCACGAGGAGAUGAGCUUCUGCGCAUCGCCCCUACACCCCACCACACACCGCAGAUGAUGAACUACUUCCUGGAGAACCUGCUGGCCACGUGGAAGCGAGUAGGCCUGGAACUCAAGCCACAUUCCUCGGCCGAGUGCAACUUCUGCAGGAGACCAUUGCAUUUCGAAGUGAUGAGUGAACGAGAGAAAGCCUAUUUCUCAGGCAUGAGCAAGAUGGUAUCUGCCCAGGCCUGACCCUGACCUCCCCCCCCACCCUCCUAUCCCACCUGACCCCAGGCCAUUAUCAUAUCCCCACAGUCCCCACAGUUGUCUUUAUAUGUGAAUUAAAUUAUAUUAAAUUUUAAUCUAUAGUUAAUAACAUAGUCCUGGAAAUAAAUUCUUGUUUAAGUGA